CUUGUGUGGCCCCAAAUGCAUACGCGACCAGCCUGGUGAUUAUUUCCUCUCGGUGGCCUCUUCUCUCUCGCGCGCGAAGUCGAAGUGAACAGAAUAAAAGGUCGAUCGAUGAUGCCACGGAGAGCAGCGGGGCGAAGCCCUUCCAUUCCUCCCUCCUUCUCGGCUUAUCCGCCCCAACCAGUGGACGAGGAAGAGGAAGCCGCUCUCGCCAUCUCCGAUCAGAGGACUCUCUACCUCGUCAAUAUCUUCAUCAGCAAUAACGCACGCUUCCUCAACACCUUCGCCGACCUCUGUCAGGACAAGCUCGCCGACGUCCACAGGAGAAUCUUGCGGUUAGAUGCAAGUCUUACUCUUCUAGAAGCAAAGUUAAGGAGCACAUGUCCCAAGAAAGAGUUGGAGGAUGACAGUGGCUUCAAAGCCAUGGGUUCUUCAAGCCAAUCUAUUCUUUCUAACCUGUUGCCACUAGAUAAGUCAUUAUAUCGACCUUGUGUAUCCGGUGAAUCUUCAAGAGUAAAAUCUAUACAAAAAGGAUUCAAGCAUAAAGGCCAUAAUAAGUGUAGAUCCGGAAAAAGAGGUCAUCGUCAUAUAUUUGCGCCAUUUCAUGCUCUCAGACAGUCCACAUGUGAGGGCUUCUACCGAUGUUCAGCAGUUAAGUUCAGCAUUACCAUUCUUUGAAAGGUCCCACAGCCAAACUUCGUCAGAAUAAGUGGAAGCAGUCUACAGUGCAUUUCUCCCUGGCCUAUGGAGUACGGACGCAUUCCAUAAGCUGUACUAAAUUUGAUUUUCUUUUUUCUUUUCCUUUUUAAUGCUACAAAAUUCAUCUGUCAUAGCUUGACUUUCUUCCGAUGACACAUUCUGUUUGAUUAUUUCGAUUUCAUCUCAGUUGGUGGUUAUCAUAAUGUGUCAUAGGAUGUGUCACUUAGGAUUCUGGGCUGGUAUGUAAUUUAAGAUUUCAUAGUUAAAUUCUUUAUUCAAGUAAAAUGUAUUGUCACCUUAGGUGCCCUUCAGAGAUGUAUUAUUAACAAUAAAAAGCUGUACCUUUAAUCUGUCUUCCAUAAAGGUCAACCUGUUGUUUUUGUUCAGUGUUUAUCUAAUUGUUGACCAAAUAGAAUGUGAAGGACUAAUAAAGGAAGUGAGCUUCUAUACUGAACCAGAUGUUUGAGUGUUUAGUUCCUGAGUGGCAUGGAGAAAUACAGAUAAGUUGGGACUUGGGAACCUAUUAAUCUCCACCAUAUUUUGUUAUGGUGAAAAGUUAUUGGGCUUAGUUUUCACUGCUCUCUCCCCUGCAAAAUGUCCUCGUCUCCCACCUAAGCCACACCCUGUUACUUUUAGCUAAGCAAUAGAAAUAGCACUGGCUAGCCAAUGUAUGGUUGAUGGAAUUGGGGUAAUUGAAACUCUGACACUUUCAAACCUUUAUGUAGGAAUAGAUUGUGAUCUAGAAGCUCAGAGACUUUGAACAUGUCCAAGGAAAAUCAUGUUAAAGUUGUGGUAUGUAGGAUGGAAUAAUUAUGACUUUGGGAAUGCAGAUGCUUACAAAGCCUGGAUGCAUAAACACUGAUCAUCUUAGGUUUGUGGGAUGACUAUAAUUAUAAUUGUCUGUCAUGACGUGGUCAUUAGCUUUUUCUAAGAGUAGAGCUUUUAUGGUACUUGUUUUACUUAAAAGUAAAAUGAAGCUGGAAGAUGUUGACAAUUCUGUCCAGCUAAGUUGAUAUCAUCUUGAUAAAUAUAUAUUCUUCAAUACUGCAUUCUGCAAUUUUUGUUUAAUUCCUUUUGUCCUCAUAUAAUUUUUACUAGAACAUGUAAAUCUAGGUGAUAUUCAUUAUAUAGGUUGCUGAUAUAUUGUUUGCCUAUCUGUGCAGAUGUGCAAUAGGUUGCCUCUACCUCGUUGUCAAUGUUCUAUCUUCGUUUUCCUUAAUCUAUGCAAUCUUAUAAGGAAGAAAAUUAAAAUCAUUUUAAACCAAGUAUCUUCAAUCCGUGGGUUCAUUAGUUGUUUAUUGUUGAGCCAACAUUCUUGCAUAUGAAAGUUAACCACCCACCAAUUCUCUAGCCAAUUCACCUUCAUAACCCUUUUUUGUUUCGUUUUUUUUCUGCUUCUUUCUGUUUCAUAACCCACCUUCAUUUUUUUUUGUUUCGUUUUUUUCUGCUUCUUCCUUUUUUUUUGCUUCUUUCUUCAUAACCCACCAAUUCACCUUAAUCUAUGCACCCCCCCCCCCCCCCACCCCCCUCCCUUCCUCAAAACAAAACUCACCCAUAAUGGUAGAAUUUGAUCCCAGAUAUCUUCACCAGUCAAGUUAUCACUUAUCUCAGGAAAUACAAAAGAAUCUAGAUUUUUUUGCUAUCAAAAGAGGUUCCAAGGUUUGAGUCAUGGGUGGUGCAUCCCCAAGUAUCUGGAUCUUGUAAUUUAUGUUGGAUGACUUCCCUCCCACAAACUCUCUCUCUCUCUCUCUCAAGAAAAAAGCAGAAAAAGGGAUCUAUGUGUUUAUCAUAUGAGACUAAGAGAGCCGCAAAUGAGUUUUUUCAAUAGAGGGAAUGCACAUGCACGUAGAUGUGGGCAUGCUUGCAAACCGAGAGAGAGAGAGAGGGAGAGGGAGAGAGCGAAGGAGGGGGAAGAGGGGGGGGUGCGUGAAAAGAGAGGGAACUUCCAUAACUAUUGAGGCAAAGAAUGAAAUAGCGCGCGGGGGUUGGAAGAUAGAUAGGUGGACUCAAUUGUGAGAGCACAUGAUACCCAAAUGUCUUGUAAAUCAAUGGACACAUGACAUGAUUUACCCACAAGAUGUCAAGGUUCAUUUACAAGGAUAAGCUGAGCUUAUAGAUGAUCAUAGUAUUUUGUGACAACCACUGGGUGAACAAUAUAGUCAGUCGGAUGAAACAUCUCCCCAUGGCUCAACAACCCAGCAUACAAAUGCUUAUUAGGUCAAACGAGGAUAAUCAAUCCAACUGCAAUAAAACAAAAGAGGGAUAAAGAGCCAGUUGACAUGCAAAAAUGUAAUGUAUUUAAGAAUCCAACCUUACACCGCCACCCCUGAUUAUAUCGAGUUAUGGUCUAGAUGCUCAGAAACUGGAAAAAUGAUGACUGAGCCAUGAUACUUAAUAUGAAACAAUUAUCCUUGACUGUCCACCAUGACAUCUGUACUAGCUCCUUAUAGGACAGGUUGUCAGAUGUUUACAUUUGCAAAGUGAAAUAAAGUUGGAAGUUGUCACAUGCUGACAAUCACAUUCAGCUAAGCUUUUCCCCCAAAAAUUGUAUAUUUUGCAAUUCUCCAUUCUGUAAUUUAUUUUUUCCAUGCUGCUUUCUGUCCUCUUUAAAAUGUUACGAGUCCUUGUUUGAAUACAGGUGAUAUCUAGUAAAUAUGGUACAAUAAGUCAUUUCUCUAUCUGUAUUUAUGUUCAAUAGGUUGCCCAUGUCCAUGGCCACAAUCAUGUUAUCAAGUUAUUUUUCUUUGUUUUCCUCAUUCUAUGUGAGUCUUUUAUGCAAUAACCAUCUUUAGUAUUCGAUUGUUUCACUGGUAAUUUGUUGUCAAGCUAUGCAUGCUAGCCAGUUCAUUUUUGUCACAACUUUGAUAUUUCUUUCUCCCUCAUGACAUGUUUAUCUGAUCUUAUAUGGCGUAUUAUUAUGCUUCUUUCAAGUAGUUCAACAGUAAGUUAUCCUUUCUCAUAUUCUCUUCUUGUAGGUAUUAUCAUAUCAUUUCUUUAUUGCAACAUCACAAAAAUAGUGUUAGUUUGGAGUGAAACACAGUCCACUGCUAAUAAGCUUGGUGCACUUUACAUGUACUAUCAUGGGCCUUAUUGGUCGGAGAUUAUAUCAAUUUUAUUCUAUAUUCAGUUCCUACGGAGUUUGGUUUGCCAAACUUGAAUUAGAGUCACUUUUUUUAUUGUCAGUAAUAGCCAGAGGCAUCAUAUAUAUCAGCAAAAACCACAUUUUUUGUGUCUUCAGAAAAUUUGUCUUCGGAAAACCAAUUUUAUCUGCUGAGUGGUCGAAUUUCUUCUUUCGACAUUACCUUGCAGUUUCGGUUGGGGGGUUCAGUGGGCUGGGUUGCCUGCCUUUCUUGUUAACGAGUAACAAUGCUGAGUCUACAAACGUGUUUUUAUUGGUAGUCAAGUAAUUGGAAUCAUUGGUAUUCUUUUAAAGCUCCCGGUGGGAAAUGGAAACAACUUCAGAGCCAGGCUUUCAUGUCCAAUGUGCUAAUCUUUUGAUUCUUUUAUGACUGGGUUGAGGAAGGAACUUCUUUGGGGACUUUUGGUGAAGCAUGCGCCAAUAGCAUGGUAGAAGCAGUCAUCAUCUCCUCCCUCAUAAGCACUUUUGAUCCAAAUGGGGACAUCUUUCUGGUCCGCAUAUUGUUUUGCUUGCUAAAGGAAGCCAAUUGCUAGCUGUUGAGGCAGUCGAAAGUAUGCUGGAAUUCAGGUCUGAACAAGCCAUCCAACUCCAUAUAUUGAAGAGGGAUUAUCUGAUUAAAAGUUGCUAUAGAAAAAUCAUAUGCAAUUGUCUGUGUUUUCCCUUCUUGUUGCUUUGGCUAGGUAAAGUGCAUAAAAAUUCCUCUUGUUCAUGCAUUUCUCUACUUUCCUAACUGGUGGGCUAUUUUUUUUUAAAAAAAAUUUCUCCUUUCAAGAGAAAGUUCUUACCUAGCGUAGUUGAUUGUCU
This is a messenger RNA of Phoenix dactylifera (date palm), 4639 nucleotides long. NCBI's taxonomy places the organism in Eukaryota, Viridiplantae, Streptophyta, Magnoliopsida, Arecales, Arecaceae. The record is from RefSeq and is a predicted model, not a curated record.